This is a messenger RNA of Coprinopsis cinerea okayama7#130, 897 nucleotides long. RefSeq lists its product as hypothetical. The coding region runs from base 1 to 897 and encodes 298 amino acids. NCBI's taxonomy places the organism in Eukaryota, Fungi, Basidiomycota, Agaricomycetes, Agaricales, Psathyrellaceae. The record is from RefSeq and is a predicted model, not a curated record. The transcript is spliced from 2 exons.
AUGAGGGAUGAAAAUCGGCGGAUGGCCGACCAGUUGUGCACAGAGCGCAAGAGGGUAGACACCCUUGUCAAUGUGGUGGGCCGGUUAUGGGACGUUAUGAACAAGAGUUUCCCCGGGAGUGUGGGUCCAUUCCCUCAGGAACUCAUCGAGGCUGAGAGUCCCAACAUCUACAUCACCUCUCCAACGGCGACGACCUCGCGGUACCCUCCACCGUUAUCCAUGAACAUCGCGAACCCCUCAUUACACGGCAUGCACUCGCACGCGAUGAACAGCCCUUCGUCCAGCCCUACCGCCGCAGACUUCCCCGCCCACCAUCACCAACAGCAGCAACAUCACCAGCUGCAUCCUCACCACACUCAUACCCUCUCCCGCCAACACAGCUUUCAACACCUCUCCUACUCGCGCGGCGAUGGUUCUGGCAGCGGGACACCCGGCUCCCCGGGUUCAGUCUCGAUGGACCUGAUGGAUGACUUCGACCCUCACCACCGUAACAAUAAACGACCUCGCCUCUCGGCAGACGUGAACGGGCUCGAUAGUGGCGGGACACCAGGGAGCGGCGACUCGAUACAUCUGAUGUCUACCAUGAGCAGUCCCGCGACGUCAACUGCUGCAUCAUCGCUGGCUGCUGCGAAGAAGGCUGUUCGGGCACGGAGCGAUAGUGCGCCGCUGGGUUAUACGAACAGCUAUACCACUGGCGGGCAUGGUGGGCUUGGGCCAUGGGGUGCUGGCGGGGGAUUGGGCGCUGGCCUAGGAGGUCAGGCUGGCAGACCGAGGAGCGGGAGCGGGCUCGGGUUGGGGAUGGGUCCUAGGAUCCCAAACAUCAACAACAUGACGAGGAGUGGAGGUGGGACGCCCAUGCUGAGUAUUGCGACUGUUGGGGACGGGAUGGGGAGGUAA